UUCGCCAGGCGUCUGCUCGAAUGUAGGCGCUAAGGCGAAUAUCUGGCGGCGAGCUUGUCUAGGGGACUAAGUACGAGCUCGCAGAUCAUUCACAUCCAGUCUAAGGGCUGCCGUUGCCCGCAGACUUGUGCAUGAGGGUAUAAGAAUCAUAGUGGAGAGGCGAAGUUGGGCUCACAGGGCUCAGCUCAUCAUGGUUUCCUUCAACUCUAUCGCUCGAACGACACUCUUGGGCGUAUUGACUUGGGGUGCCCAUUCUGCUCUCUGUCAAUCUCCAAGGCCAACGGCGAGCGUGACCAAUGGGACUGUCGUCGGUGUCGAGCUGCCUACUUUCAACCAGGAAUUCUUCGGUGGAAUACCCUUUGCCCAACCACCCGUCGGGGACCUUCGCCUUCGACUUCCAGUCAGCAUCAAUUCGACCUUCCCGAAUGGCACAUUCGACGCGUCUGAAUAUAGUCCAAUUUGUCCCGGUCAUGGAGGAGAUGACGUUGGAUAUUCAUUGGAUGAGGACUGUUUAACUCUGAACGUUUUGAGGCCCAUGAAUAUUUCAGCUGGAGCCAACCUUCCCAUCAUGCUGUGGAUUUAUGGUGGCGGAUACGUCAUGGGAUCGUCCAGAGAUACAAGAUACAACCAGAGCUACACUGUCAGCCGCAGUGUAGAGAUGGGUACGCCCGUUAUCGGUGUCUCAAUAAACUACCGUGUGUCCCACUUUGGAUUUAUGAACUCUCGACAAAUAUUCGAUGAGGGCCUCAGCAAUAUCGGAUUAUGGGACCAAAGACUCGCCUUAACUUGGGUACAAGAGAAUAUUGCGGCAUUCGGAGGCGAUCCAGCUAAAGUGACGGUCUGGGGCGAGAGUGCCGGUGCUAUGUCCAUCAGUAUGCACCUCAUCGCCUUCGGAGGUUCGGACGAUCCUCCCCUAUUCCGCGCUGCAAUCCUCGAAUCGGGCACCCCUACUACUCAGAGCUACGAGACUCCCGACCUCUACCAGCCUGCAUUCGAUAGCUUUACCGCAUUCGUAAAUUGUUCAGAUGCUCAGGAUGUCCUUGCCUGUCUUCGCGCCGUGCCGUACGACCUGUUCUUCGCUGCUGGGGGGAAUAUUUCUACCGCCACAUCAAACUGGGAGCCUAUCAUCGAUGGUAAUUUUAUUCCAGCCUUCCCAAGCCAGCUAUUGAAACAAGGCAAGUACGUGAACGUCCCGAUCCUGAGCGGCGCGAAUACAGAUGAAGGGGUUUCGUUUGGUCCUGGGGGCAUCAACACUGAGGACGAGCUCAUAGACGCUUUGUUUGCUACGUCAUUUGGAUUCGCUCGCAACUCGACAUUGCGAAACUUGUCCAGUCUCUAUUCAUCGGACCCUACAGACGGGGCACCGUUUGGAACUGGCGACCUUCCAUCGAUCAAAAAUGGUUCGCUCGACAAGAAGGCGGACGCCAUUUACGGCGAUAUCAUGAUGAUCGGAACCCGGAGGAACCUUGUCGAAACUUACUCGAACACGACAACUGCGUGGUCUUAUCGCUUUGACCACCUUCCGGAGUACUUGACCGUCCAGGAAGGCGUGGGGCAUUUCGUUGAGACACCUUUCGUCUUCAACAAUCCGCUUCCUCCCGGCGUUGCCCCGACGGGAACUGCCAAUCCGCGAGGCAACUCGACGGACGACUUGUUCCUCGGAUUGACGAUGCAGUCCCAAUGGAUCAGUUUCGCUGUUCAUCUUGAUCCCAACUUCCAUGGGGUCGAAGGCAUUCCUUAUUGGCCUGAUUACGCGAAUGGUACUAUGAACAUGGUCUAUCACAACAGUACGGAAGGUGGAACGACGGUGGAAGUUGACAACUUCCGACAGGCUGGAAUUGCCUUUAUCAAUGAGUGGUCGACGGACUUUGCUCGCUAGUGGUGUAAACCUUAUUUGAGAUGUCG
Stereum hirsutum FP-91666 SS1 is the source of this 1905-nucleotide messenger RNA. Its product is annotated as alpha/beta-hydrolase. The transcript is spliced from 10 exons. The record is from RefSeq and is a predicted model, not a curated record. Lineage: Eukaryota; Fungi; Basidiomycota; Agaricomycetes; Russulales; Stereaceae. Bases 191 to 1879 code for a protein of 562 amino acids.